CGGCGAUUGCGGAGAAUGGUCGGUCGAGCGUAAAGUCCGGCCGCCUUUUGACCGCUACCUUGAUGCCCUUCGAUGACUCGUAAUGACUACCUGCAUGGCAUCAUAAUCUAUUUUCUGCACGUAUAAAUGUAUGCAAUGCACCGCCCGCACGAUCGUCUUUCGCAGUGCACCGUGACGUGUCCGUUGGUGAAGUGUCCCCGGAGGAGUGCUGAUUUUUCCAGAUGCACCCUCGUGCUUUCCACGUCCUUGCCCUCGCACUGACUGUGGUUGUAAGGGCCAACUGUGACGAUAAAACAAAAUGGUUCUCUGGAUUACGAUCUAUAAUCAAGAAUUGCCCAUCGAUGUCUCGGAACAGCUCCGAUCAGGAUGAAUUGUUGGACAUUUUUAGAAGAUGCGUGCAACAGAGAGCUAUCGACACCUUGGAUACUCUCCUUGACGAUGACGUCAUCACGAUAUUCGAUGGAAUCAAUUUGAUACGGCUUAGUUCAAACGAUGAAAACAAUACGGAAUAUAAAGACAACUCUUCCGAUGGAUUGAAGGAGGAAGACAUCAGCUGGUCGGCGAUCAUCUGGAAUCGAGUGACACACCUUCUGCGGACUCACGCUGUCAAAAUCGACAUCGAUCGUAUGUUUAACGUCAACACCCCCGCGCAAAAUCCAGACAGUAAUAAUAUCGUCCAAGGUCGAAGACGCCGCCGUAAGAGUCACAUGUUUCCGUUGAUGUUGAUGGGCCUGUUGUUGAUGGGCUCGAUUCUAGUGCCGAUGGGUUUUCAAUUCCUCGCGGUGCUGGGCGGCAAAGCUCUGAUUCUUGCCAAAAUGGCUCUUAUACUGUCCAGUAUACAGGGCCUGAAGAAGAUAGCCACCAGCCACGUGAAUUACGGAUUGUACCACGCCCCGGAGGGCUGGCACGACAGGAGCCAUCAGAUGAUGCCCAACGAGGAAGAACAUUAUCCGAUAUACGUGCCUCCGCAUCCUUAGUUCUUCCUUAGUUCAAGUGGAACAUCUCAAGUAGUGAGUCUCGAUCGAGAAAGUAUCGACGCGACGCAUAUUGUACUUUCAUCGAUGUCUAGGGUAAAGCAAAAUACCAUAACCGGCAUUACUUCUUAAAAUUGAAUUAUUCAUGACGGUGGUCUUAAAUUUUACUAAUAACCACCACGUACAAUACACUAUUUGCUCUACUUUUCCUUCGAGAUAUUUUAUCCGUCGCCGCGCGAUUCGCCGCGAGCUGUUUGAUCAUGCAAAGAUCGUUCUUCAUUGAGCGAGUGUCACUUCACGCUACGUACAUAUCGUAUAAGCAUAUAGUAAAAGACGUAUCGGAAUUAUCCAUUGGCAAACUUUGGAAACGUCUUCGGCACGGUAAAACAGUUUUUCUUUUCCAAACUUUCGAGCUUAGUUUUUUAAUAGUUUUAAUAAACGUUACAAUCUCAAUUAUAUAUAAUUUUUUUAAAUUUAGUAACUACUAUGAAGUGUACAAAUUGACGAUCACGCGCAUAAAGGAUCGAUAUUUAAAAAAAUAUUUACGAGCUUGUAGAUUUUUAGGCCGUCGGCACUCACAUGUCGAUUUAUUUGUGCAAUAGAAUUGCAAAUCGACAGUAUUGUAUUAUUGAUGGAUAUUAUUUGCAAUUUGUUUCCAUCCUUGUGACCAUCGUUUAAUCGUAAACAUGAGAAUCUAGUUACGCAUUCUGUUUCGUUUUGACGUACGAACUUCGCCGAGGUCUAGCAUUUAAGAGCAUUGUCUGAGAGAAAAAGAUUAUUACUUUGUAGAAAUAUGUGCAAAUACACGGAAGGAUUUGAGUUACACUUAAGCACUUAAGCACUCCAAGUUGUGUGUGAAUAUGCGUGUUUUAAAAUAAUAAUUCCUCUUCAGAUUUACAUAGACGACACUCACAAGUACAAGUGUCACGAUCAAUCCCUAUAAUAAUAUUAAUAGCUGUUUUAUUACACAAAUUUUUUUCGUAAGAUAGAAUAGAUAAUUCCAGCGAUAGCUACAUAAAUUGUACGUUGAGGAUUAGGAUUACACUCAUUGCAAUUUGGUGGAUUUAACAGGUGACAAUUGCGAUCGUCACGGUUAUUAUAGAUAAGUUGCGGUUAUUUAUUCAAGUGUCAAGAUAGAUAUCGCAUUUUAUAUUUAACUUCUAUGGGGGAACAUGCCUAUACAAUGUUCACCAUUUACAUCUAAAUAGAUACCGUCAAGUAUAGCGAUUUUGACGCGAUAGAAUAUCUUGGUUCUACCAUGUGUAAAAGACCAAGAUUAUUAAGUAUUAAGAUAUUGAAUAAUAUAUUUUUUUUUUCAGUGUAUUUUAAUUU
Molecule: messenger RNA, 2306 nt
Organism: Pogonomyrmex barbatus (red harvester ant)
Lineage: Eukaryota; Metazoa; Arthropoda; Insecta; Hymenoptera; Formicidae
Gene: Osi23
Product: DUF1676 domain-containing protein Osi23
Cellular component (GO): membrane
Source: RefSeq, a predicted model, not a curated record